This is a messenger RNA of Cokeromyces recurvatus, 3834 nucleotides long. RefSeq lists its product as uncharacterized. Gene Ontology annotation, molecular function: ATP binding; protein kinase activity. The transcript is spliced from 7 exons. Lineage: Eukaryota; Fungi; Mucoromycota; Mucoromycetes; Mucorales; Mucoraceae. Bases 122 to 3799 code for a protein of 1225 amino acids. The record is from RefSeq and is a predicted model, not a curated record. Gene Ontology annotation, biological process: protein phosphorylation.
UGUCAAUAUUUAUGUUACUGUUUUAUCCAAAGAAAGAGCUAACAGUCUUCAUAUUUAUGAGAAUACAGGCUGUGAUAUAAACCAAACUGAACAAAAUACAGAAAAAGAUCGAUGGCCAUUGAUGAAUUACAUUCAAUCAUUAUUAGAAGGGAAAGGAACAGAUCAAAAAGUAGAAUCAUUAAGGGAUGAUUUCAGUCAAUAUCAACCUAUACCUAAUAUACACGGCCGAAGUUUUGUUAAACAGAUUCAGACUAUUUUGUGGCCAACAUGUAGAUGGUUUAAAAAAUUGUCAACUGAUAUAAUAUCUGAUAUUAAAUUAGAAGAUGAUCAAUAUAUUGUUGUGAAAGAAGAGGAAACAUCAAAAUCUGCCUCUGAGCCAGAUUCAUCGAAUUCAAAUUUACCAGAUGUAUUUGCACUAAUCGAAACUGAUUAUGGAUAUUAUUUUUUAGCUUCUUAUCGUAGUGCAACAUUACAAGACUUGAUUACUUAUAAUCCAGGUGUACUUAGCUCCAAUUUGAAAAUGUCAAUUAUUAUUUAUCAAUUACUUCGAGUCAUUGCUAGUUUACAUAGUAGAGGUGUUUUACACGGAAAUUUAAAAGCUUCUAAUAUUUUGGUAGAUGAGAACUUAUGGAUACAGUUAGCUGGCAUCGAAUUUGAACCAAAUCCCAUUGAUUUUGAUAUUAAAAAGUGGUUAUAUGAACAAGAAAUGUCAAAAAGGAUAAAAGAAAUACCCGAUGAGCCCCUAGUUGUCAAAUGGAUUAAGGGGAAGAUUUCAAAUUUUAGCUAUUUAAUGGCUCUAAAUUAUUUAGCAGGCCGAAGAGAAGGAGAUCCAAAUUUUUACCCUAUCCUACCUUGGGUUACUGAUUUCUCUGGACAAACAAUAGAAGACGGAUGGCGUGAUUUUAAAAAGACAAAGUUUAGAAUCAAUAAAGGAGAUGAACAACUUGAUUUUACAUUUGAUGGGCCUGUGCCCCAUCACAUUACUGAUAUCUUAUCAGAUAUAACAUAUUAUGUAUAUAAAGCAAGAAGAACACCUAUACCUGUUUUGUGCCAAUUUGUUAGAUCAAAAUAUGAACCAAAUGAAUAUCCAUCAUCAAUGCAAAGACUUUACCAAUGGACUCCUGAUGAAUGCAUACCCGAUUUUUAUACUGAUUCUUCCAUUUUCAAAUCUAUCCAUUCUGAUAUGCCAGACAUACAAAUGCCGGAAUGGGCAUCAUCUCCUGAAGAUUUCAUUCGAAAACAUUCAGAGGCUCUCGAAAGUGACCAUGUAUCUGCUAAUUUACAUCACUGGAUUGAUCUUACUUUUGGUCGUAAUUUGACUGGCAAAGGAGCUAUUGAAGCAAAGAAUGUAGCACUACCCUUGCUAGCAGGACAGAACAGCUUUAUGAAACACGGCAUUAUUCAGUUAUUUAAAGAUAAGCAUCCUGAACGUGGAUGUAAUUGGAAUAAACUAAAAAAGAAGAUACAAAAUGAUACAAUGUUAUCUGCUUCCUCUUCCAUAAUGAAUUCAGAGCGAUUAUAUAAUGAACUUAAAACGGAACAGUAUAGCGAUUGUGUUAAUACUAAAAUAGUAUCCUCAUCAAUUUCAGCUCCAACAAUAAUAGAAAAUUUAGCUACUAAUGCAGUAGAAACUGUAUCACCUUUGUAUGUUAUAAAUAGUAAUAAUAAUAAUAAUAAUAAUAAUAGUAGUAGUAGUAGUAGCAGACUAUAUAAAAAUAAUAGUGUAAGUAGUAGUGUAAGAAGCAGACAUACUGUUCUGUCAAAUAAUAAUAAUCAUACAGACGGCAUCACUAAUACAGCAGGAUUAGUAUCGCAUAUACCCAGCACCUUUACCUCAGCAGCAACAACUUCCACCGGAAAUGCAAGCGUAACAACUAAUAGAGAUCGAGCAUCUUCUAUUCAUUCUACAAUAUCAUCUAUUGACACCAGUCGAAGCCUGCCUUCCUCCUUUAUUAUCACUGCUACAGCUACCACAACUACAACAGUAGAACCCUUAAUAUCAGCAUUACGUACAGAGCCUAUUCACAUGCCUAUCAGUAUAGAAGACAAUUACUUUGUUGAUAAUCUUGAACAUUAUGAAAAUAUGAUGACCUUUGCUACGAAAUAUAAAUUUAUUGAUCGUGUUUCUAAUGCUGCUAAUAUUUGGAUUAAUCCUUGCUAUCCAAACCCACCUCAGCGAUUCGAGAUUGAUCCAGUCAUGUCUACUGAUAAAAUGAACGUCCUAGAUACGAACAAACUAUUUUUUGCAGUAGGAGCAGCUUAUGACAUGUAUUGUCUAGGAAAAAUUAUUGAACAAGUUUAUACAGCAGGAAAUUCAAAAAUGGUGGAUUCAGACGGAGAACCUUCAGAAGCACCUGCAAGUGGCUAUUUUCAGGUGGGCAAUGGUGAUGUAUCGUAUGAUAUUGCGCCUACAAGCAAAGUAGAUAUCAUACCUGCUGUGAAGAAUGUAAUUACAUCCUUAACUUGUGAAAAAUGGCAGGAUAGACCAACUGCUAAAGCGAUAUUAUGCUCUUCUUCCUUUCUUUUGAGUAACCCUUUUCUUCAUUGCUGCUAUUUACCUUUUCCAAAUACUGUAUCUGAAAUAUACGAAUAUUUAACUACUUUCCACCAAGCUGAAUGGUUAAGAAAACUAUAUUUAGCUGAUAAAUGGAUAGAUAGAAUUUGUGAUUUAGAUAAUGAGGCAUUUAUUUUAUUAUUGCCAAGUUUUUCGCAAUUAUUCAUACAUCCUGAGACACGUAUUGGUUCUAUUAGUUUAUUCCCAAAACUUGCUCAACGUUUAGGACCAGAAAAAACACGCCGUUAUCUCUUGAAAAGAAUUAUCUCUAUCUUUGAAUCACUUCGUCCACAUAUUCCAAAGAUUUUAUUUAGUGAAAAGAUUAUUUACGAAUUUAUUAAGCGACUAGGCAUUUCUGUUUUUUUACAGCAAUUACUACCUUGUUAUCUUGAAGCUUUAGCUGUUCAGGAAAACACCACUAUAAAUGUGGCAACAAACAAUGCGUAUUUAUCUACUACAACAACAGCUAAUAAUAGUAUCAAAACGAGCGAAGGUUUAUCAUCUAUAACAAGUAUUGCUGGAGAUGCUAUGGUUUAUAUUUGUAUAUUGCUAGGGCCCAUCCUAACAUCCAAACACAUCAUUCGACAAUUAAUUAAGAUCAUCUUACGAGAUAACCAAAUACGUCCGUCUCUAAUUCAUACAACCCUACGUAUUAUGAGUGCUUUCGGUGCAACAUUUACAGAAGUUCAGCAUGCUUAUUUAAUCAGUUUAAUAGAUACCUUUUAUUAUAAAUCAAGCAGCAAACUAACAACGAAAAAUGCACAGUCCAUUUAUGCUUUAUUAACAUUAUUACAAGAACUAAUACCAUAUAUGUCAAAUGAGGCUUUAAUGACAGAAUUUAAGUCAGGAUUUGGUACUACUUUGUAUCAACUAUUAGAGCCUGUCAUUCAACAAGAGAAAAGCAAUAUAGAUGAAUCUAUGAGUGAUACAAAGUAUUCUUCUUCCUUACUUUCUGACGAUCAAUUAAAACUUUGUUUAUCAGUUAGUGCAAAGACAAUUGACUAUUUAUUGAAAGUGUCUGAGAAGUUAACUUUUCCAGAAUGGGAAUUGACGAUUUUAUCUAUCCUACAAAAAUAUUUUUCUGCCUUCUCCAUCACAAGUUUAACGGCUGAUAAUGGGAUUGAUAAUCAAGCUAUUUCAAAAGUACUUGCUAGACAAAAGAAUUACCAGAUAAUGUAUUCUUAUUAUAAAUUUUGUACAAUUGUUUCAAGAGAAAAAAUGAGACAAGUAAUACCCACAAGGUAAUGAAAUCAUCAAUUUAUUCUAUGACUAUUGACAUA